UUUAAGUCAAUUCAAAAUUUAUCUAUGCUUUCAUCUAAGAAUAAAUACGUAGGCUCAGAUUUUUCAGGUUAUUUAGAACCAAAGGGUAUCUAAGGUUCUCUUUAACAAAAUGAUAAUCUUUGCUAAAAUCUAAAUUUGACAGAAUACUCAAGAUCGUCUAAACCAGAACAAGAAAAAGUAAGCAUUAGGAUAAAUUAGCAAUUAAAAUUAAAAUGGCAAGAGAUAGCAUAAGAUUGGCAAAAGUAUUAGAGAGACGUUAAAGUUAUUUAAUUAGCAGAAUUUGGAAUACCUUUUAGUUCAAGAAGAUUUAUGUGGCCUUUAAUUGUUGGUAAUAAGCAUCAAAUUACUUUGGAGUUAUUUGAAAUUUUAUCUGAAUAAGUAUAAAACAUUAUUAUUGAUGGUAAAUAUAAUUAUGGAAGAUUAAAUUCAAUUAAAUUAAUUGAGAAGGACUUAGGGAGAACUUUUGAUGUUCCAAGUAUGAAUAUUUUAAAAUAGGUCUUCGAAACAUUUUUUCUUCUGGAGGACCUCUUAGUGGAAGUCUAUAAUCAAUAUUGGAGACAUUUUGCCUUUAUCGUCCAGAUAUUGGAUAUAUUUAAGGGAUGACCUAUAUUGCAUCUAUACUCUUGACUUAUUUAGAUGACUAUUAAACCUUUAUAAUUUUUAGCAGUCUUAUAACACAUCCAUAAUUGCUUCCCAUAUAUUUACUUGAUACUAAUUUACUUUAGAUAAUUUUUUUGCAAUUUUAAAAAUUGAUAAAAAUAAACAUCCCUUAAACAUAUCAAUUGCUCAAAUCGUACAAUAUUGAUUGCUCAAAUUUCUUAUUGGAAUGGACUAUAACAUUAUAUGCUAAACCUCUAAAUCCCGAUAUAGUUGGGCGAAUUUGGGAUAGGAUGUUCUUUGGUGGAACCAAUAUAUUAUGGAAGACAGGCAUCGCUUUGCUGAAGUUAUUAUCACCAAAAUUUAAAGAUUUAGAAACUACACUUCAUUUAUUGAAAUAACCUUAAGUAAAUGAAGAAGAGUUACUUAAUGAGAUCAAUUUAGUGGAUUAUCCAGAUAAUAUUUCAGAAAUUCUAUAUAAUGUAUAACUAUGA
This is a messenger RNA of Paramecium pentaurelia, 1091 nucleotides long. NCBI's taxonomy places the organism in Eukaryota, Ciliophora, Oligohymenophorea, Peniculida, Parameciidae. The record is from the annotation of a GenBank genome assembly.